Messenger RNA from Neoarius graeffei (lesser salmon catfish), 2676 nucleotides. It is a transcript of the gene pak1, whose product is annotated as p21 protein (Cdc42/Rac)-activated kinase 1. The record is from RefSeq and is a predicted model, not a curated record. The transcript has 15 exons. Gene Ontology annotation, cellular component: cytoplasm. The coding region runs from base 144 to 1784 and encodes 546 amino acids. Gene Ontology annotation, biological process: protein phosphorylation; regulation of MAPK cascade; regulation of axonogenesis. Gene Ontology annotation, molecular function: ATP binding; protein serine/threonine kinase activity. Lineage: Eukaryota; Metazoa; Chordata; Actinopteri; Siluriformes; Ariidae.
GGGAUGGAAAGCCGCGUCUUCGGGAAUUUUAUCAAAAUCCAAGUCAAGACAGUGUUUGUAAUGUUCAGAUACGUGUCUGCACUCACCCUCAACUCCAGACACUGCCGAAGGCUGUUUCGAACUAGUUGCUCCUGCACUACGUGAUGUCCGAUAACGGAGAAGUGGAGGACAAGCCGCCUGCACCACCCAUGAGGAACACUAGCACCAUGAUGGGCUCUGGUAUCAAAGAGCCGAGCACAAUGAACCACACCUCCAAACCACUGCCCCCCAAUCCGGAGGACAAGAAGCGCAAGGACCGCUCCAUUCGCUCCAUCCUGACUGGAGGAGGAGAUAAGACCAAUAAGAAGAAGGAACGUCCAGAGAUUUCUCUGCCAUCAGACUUUGAGCACACCAUCCACGUGGGUUUUGAUGCCGUCACCGGAGAGUUCACUGGUAUGCCAGAGCAAUGGGCUCGCUUGCUCCAGACAUCAAACAUCACUAAGCUGGAGCAGAAGAAGAACCCUCAGGCUGUCCUGGAUGUACUCAAGUUCUAUGACUCCAAAGAGACUGCCAACAGCCAGAAGUACAUGAGCUUCACAGAUAAAAGCUCGGACAGUUACAGCUCCUCCAAUGUUCCGAACUCCAAAGCGGUGUCGGAAACCCCCGCCGUAGCAACUGUAUCUGAGGACGAAGAUGAGGAUGAGGCCACUCCGCCACCCGUGAUUGCACCUCGACCCGAACACACCAAAUCCAUUUAUACUCGCUCAGUAAUCGAGCCCCUGCCUCCUGCCCCUGCCAAAGAUACGCCCCCAUCUCCUGUCUCUCCUCCACCUGCUGAGGGAGGUGGCGCCACUCCAGUGGCCUCCUCUACCAUGCCACGGCCUGCCGACAAGAACCGCAAGAAAAAAAUGUCAGACGAGGAAAUUCUGGAGAAACUGCGGAGUAUAGUUAGUGUGGGGGAUCCAAAGAAGAAAUACACACGCUUUGAGAAGAUUGGCCAGGGGGCGUCUGGAACAGUCUACACCGCAAUUGACAUCGCCACAGGACAAGAGGUGGCCAUUAAGCAGAUGAAUUUGCAGCAACAGCCUAAGAAGGAGCUCAUCAUCAAUGAGAUCUUGGUCAUGAGGGAAAACAAAAAUCCCAACAUUGUUAAUUACUUGGACAGUUACCUGGUUGGCGACGAGUUGUGGGUGGUGAUGGAGUAUCUGGCUGGAGGCUCUCUGACUGAUGUGGUGACGGAGACGUGCAUGGACGAAGCGCAGAUUGCCGCUGUGUGCCGAGAGUGUCUUCAAGCUUUGGAGUUCCUGCACUCUAACCAGGUGAUCCACAGGGACAUCAAGAGCGACAACAUCCUUUUGGGAAUGGAUGGCUCUGUCAAACUCACUGAUUUUGGCUUCUGCGCCCAGAUCACCCCCGAGCAGAGUAAGCGCAGCACCAUGGUCGGCACUCCAUACUGGAUGGCCCCAGAGGUUGUAACUCGCAAGGCUUAUGGACCUAAAGUAGACAUCUGGUCCCUGGGCAUCAUGGCUAUAGAAAUGAUUGAGGGAGAGCCUCCAUACCUCAAUGAGAAUCCUCUGAGGGCGCUGUAUCUUAUUGCCACUAAUGGAACUCCAGAGCUGCAGAACCCCGAGAAGCUGUCAUCUGUUUUCCGAGAUUUCCUCAACCGCUGUUUAGAGAUGGAUGUGGAGAAAAGAGGUUCUGCCAAAGAGCUUCUCCAGCAUCAGUUCCUGAAAGUGGCCAAGCCUCUCUCAAGCCUGACGCCGCUGAUCCUGGCAGCCAAAGAGGCGACCAAGAACAACCGCUAGCUCACCACAGACGAGUGCAGUGCCAUCUGUCUUCUCUCUCCUUCUACCCUCAACCCCAUGGCACCCCCAUUAUCUCUACCUGCCUUUUUACUGGGCAGGGAUCUAUAGUAUUUCUGAUGUCAGAGACAUGGGGUGUGUAUGCGCGCAUGCACAUGUGUGUCCAGACACACAGCUCACCAGAACGAUGGCAUCACUUGUAUAUGAAGAAUCCACUGGAUGCUACAGUGGAGCAACACUGUAUAUUUAACUAACAGGAUCAGAUUGGCCAGACUCCGUCUCAUCAGUUCGCUGUGUUUUUGUUUUGUUUUUUUCUUUUCAUCCGAAUUUUAUUUUGCUGGUGUCUGUAUGUUUGUUGUACUUUUAUGAAUGGGAUGAAGUGAUUAAAAUGGGUCUUUUUAAUCUAUUUUUUUUAAGAUGUUUUGUAUAUCCAUGAGUCUGUGAACAACAGAAUUAGAUUUGUGGACGUUCCUCAAUGAAAGAGAAUGAUGCUGGUAUGGACGCGGAGGGGUGGCUGCUGCUGCACGUGUGGAAAUAAACAAUGAAAAUGCAAACUCGACAUAAGCUGUGCAUGAAGAACGCAUCCUUAUCCUUCUAUAGUCAUGCUAUUCUGUCCCCUUGCCCUUUAAAAUCAGGAUGUACAUUUCUUAUUGACAAAAUUAAACUGUAGCAACAUGUGUUGUCAUGAACACUGAGUUAGUGAUUUUUUUAAAAUGAUGUUUUAAGUCCUUUUUUUUAAAUGUGGCGCUGAUGUACCCUUUGGCCUUAAACUGUGAUGCAGAAAGACAACGAUUUAUGAAGACGGUACAGCCUACUGUCCCUGAACCUUUUGUUUUAUGCUGAUGGCUGGAAGAGCAACUUCUUUCUCUUGUGUUUUUGAGCCAUAAACUCUGUU